CAAAAAGGAAAUAAAAGGCGGAUACCAAUUGUGAUACGCAACCACCAAAAGACAAGUGUUUACAAGGAGACAACGACAGUAACACGCCACGUGUCAUCCUUCUUAACCACACCACACGCUCUCUAUAUAUAACUUCCUCGACUCCAUUCCUUCAUCCAAAUCCUUUUACAAUUCAAUUUCCGAUCGAAGUUUACCGAACAUAUUUCACGAAAUUCUCUACAUCUCCCCAUUUAUCCAAUCACAAGAUGGUGUCUGAUGCGAGUAAGAAGAAGGCGGCUCAGAAGAAGGCUGCAGCUGCCGCUAAGAGAGGAGCUAAGACCGUUGCUGCUGCCGCGUCGAAGAAGGCUGCGGCCAUAGGUACGGUAAACGGGAAUUCCAGUUCCGAUAAUUUGGCGAAUGGGAUGGGGUCUCUUGCGAUUUCUGAUCGAACGUGUACUGGAGUUCUUUGUUCUCAUCCUUUGUCUAGGGAUAUUCGGUUGGAGUUGAGGUUGAGCAAAUCAUCAAUGGCAUCAAUGGUGGAAUGUUAGUGAAGAAGAUGAACUCUUCAUGAAACUGUUGGUGUCACUCAAGAAGAUGAAAUGCUCAUAAACUUGUAUAAGCAAAAGAUAGAGUCUUUAUCACUUACUUUUCAUGGGCACGAUCUUAUUGUUGAUUCAGAGCUAGAGCUUAAUUACGGGAGACGAUAUGGUUUACUUGGGCUAAAUGGAUGUGGUAAAUCUACACUUCUUACUUCAAUUGGAUGUCGAGAGCUUCCAAUUCCUGAACACAUGGACAUUUUCCAUCUCACGAGAGAGAUUGAAGCUUCUGACAUGUCAUCACUUGAAGCUGUCAUGAAUUGUGAUGAAGAAAGACUCAAAUUGGAAGAAGAAGCCGAACGCUUGAUUGGACAGGAUGACGGCGGCGGAGAAGCGCUUGAGCGCGUAUACGAACGGUUAGACGCGAUGGACGCGUCCACAGCCGAAAAGCGGGCGGCCGAGAUUCUAAACGGUCUCGGGUUCAACAAAAACAUGCAACAAAAGAAAACCCGAGAUUUCUCGGGUGGUUGGCGAAUGCGUAUCGCGUUAGCCCGAGCCCUGUUCAUGAACCCGACAAUCUUACUCCUUGAUGAACCUACAAAUCACCUCGAUCUUGAAGCGUGUGUUUGGCUCGAAGAAACCCUAAAAAAAUUCGAACGUAUACUUGUGGUUGUCUCACAUUCACAAGACUUUUUAAACGGUGUUUGCACGAAUAUAAUCCAUAUGCAAAAUAAAAAGCUUAAAAUUUACACUGGUAAUUUCGACCAAUACGUACAAACACGAUCUGAACUCGAAGAAAACCAAAUGAAACAAUAUAAAUGGGAACAAGAUCAAAUCGCGUCAAUGAAAGAAUACAUCGCCCGAUUCGGCCACGGGUCGGCAAAACUCGCCCGACAAGCCCAAUCCAAAGAGAAAACAUUAGCUAAAAUGGAACGGGGCGGACUGACCGAAAAAGUGACCCGAGACAGAGUUCUUGUCUUUCGGUUCACCGACGUCGGUCAGCUCCCGCCGCCUGUUCUCCAAUUCAUCGACGUCUCGUUCGGUUACACGCCUGAAAAUCUCAUUUACAAAAACCUAGACUUUGGAGUUGACCUAGAUUCUCGGGUAGCUUUAGUGGGCCCGAACGGGGCAGGGAAAAGCACACUGCUAAAACUAAUGACCGGAGAGUUGAUGCCGACUGACGGGAUGGUGAGGCGGCACAACCACUUGAGGGUGGCUCAAUUUCAUCAACACUUGGCGGAGAAGCUUGAUUUGGAGAUGUCGGCUUUGGCUUACAUGAUGAGUGAGUAUCCGGGGAACGAGGAGGAGAAGAUGCGGGCGGCGAUCGGGCGGUUCGGGCUGACCGGAAAAGCGCAAGUGAUGGCCAUGAGGAAUUUAUCGGAUGGACAAAGGAGUCGGGUGAUAUUUGCAUGGUUGGCGUAUAGGCAACCGCAUAUGUUGUUGUUAGAUGAGCCGACUAAUCAUUUGGAUAUUGAGACGAUUGAUAGUUUGGCUGAUGCGUUGAAUGAUUGGGAUGGUGGGUUGGUGUUGGUGAGUCAUGAUUUUAGGUUGAUUAAUCAGGUGGCGCGUGAGAUUUGGGUGUGUGAGAAUCAGAAGGUGAGUAAAUGGGAAGGGGAUAUUAUGGGGUUUAAGGAACAUUUGAGGAGUAAAGCUGGUUUAUCGUAG
Messenger RNA from Lactuca saligna, 2180 nucleotides. The record is from the annotation of a GenBank genome assembly. NCBI's taxonomy places the organism in Eukaryota, Viridiplantae, Streptophyta, Magnoliopsida, Asterales, Asteraceae.